Messenger RNA from Lycium barbarum (goji berry), 879 nucleotides. RefSeq lists its product as uncharacterized. NCBI's taxonomy places the organism in Eukaryota, Viridiplantae, Streptophyta, Magnoliopsida, Solanales, Solanaceae. The transcript has a single exon. The record is from RefSeq and is a predicted model, not a curated record. Bases 1 to 879 code for a protein of 292 amino acids.
AUGGCUGCAAACAUAACUCAUUUUGACUCCGGACUCGCUUACAAGACGUUUGUUUUGUGGAAUCCAUCGACUAGACAAUGCCUAGAGCUUGCAUCAUGUCCAUAUCUGAACACCUACACAAUUCCUCAUGCUAGUGGAUUGUGUUAUGAUCCUACCACUGAUGAUUACAAGGUUAUAUUGAUCUAUAAGCCGUUUUAUCUUAUCUACUCCUUGAGGAAUUUUUGGACGAAGAAAACAACUCUCCCUAUGUUAGAGCAACGUCUCUCUUCUAGUUUAAAACAAGUUACUAACAAUUUAUGGUCAUCAUAUAUAUGCUGUCAGGGAAUUACCACCGAGGGUUGUGUAUAUUGGUCUCUGGAUCCCGAACUUUGCCCGUAUGUAAGACGAGGUUCUACAAUUAUAUAUUAUGACGUAAAGUUAGAAAAACUGAAGGAGCUUCAAGCACCAAUUUUUGUAGGUGAUGAUAACGAGUUAUUUCUUUUGACUACUUUCAAAGGUCGCCUUUGCUUAUACGGUGGAGAAUCCACUGACUUGAGGAGUAAUGAAACUGAUCUGGACAUGUGGAUCAUGGAAGAAGAUGGUUGGAAAUUGUUGAUGAAACUUCACUACGUACCAUCAACAGUUUGCGAGCAUUAUUUUGUAAGACAUAGUAGGCUUUUGUGUUGCACGGAGAAUGGUGAAAUUAUCUUUAAAGGACCAAAGAAUAGCCAAAUUUCCAUUUAUUAUCCUAAGAAACAAAAAAUUGUUAUUAAAGAUGUUAUAUCCGGUUAUAAUAUCGGAUAUGAGUAUGGUCGUGAUGAAUAUCCAACAUGUUUGGAUAGUUUACAUUUUCCAAAAAUUAUCACGCACAAGAAGAAACGAAAAAUUGUGUCCGUUUAG